Molecule: messenger RNA, 1257 nt
Organism: Penicillium subrubescens
Lineage: Eukaryota; Fungi; Ascomycota; Eurotiomycetes; Eurotiales; Aspergillaceae
Product: cystathionine beta-lyase
Exons: 2
Coding region: 1-1257 (418 amino acids)
Biological process (GO): transsulfuration
Cellular component (GO): cytoplasm
Molecular function (GO): carbon-sulfur lyase activity; pyridoxal phosphate binding
Source: RefSeq, a predicted model, not a curated record
AUGGGAUCGAACGACUCAACCGAAAAUGGAUCAAAGUUCAUUUUGACGGCGAAUGCCCUCAACAAGGCUCUCCCUGAUAUGAGCAUGGCCACACGAGCAGUCCACGCUGAUGAUUUCGUCAGUCCCCAUCGCGCCAUUGCUCCCGCAAUGCACGUCGCGGUCAACUUUCGCUAUGCGAGAGAUCCCAAGGACCUAGUCCCGGAGGAGAAUAAAGAUCCAAAUAACCCUCAUGAUUCACAUGUGUACUCCCGCUACACAGCGCCCAAUUCCAGUCGCUUGGAAAUCUUGCUACGCAACAUUAUGGGCGGCGAAGUUAUUACCUACUCAACUGGUCUUUCUGCCUUCCAUGCCAUGUUUAUUCUCAUCAAUCCAAAAAGAAUCUUUAUUGAGGAUGGAUAUCACGGGUGCCAUGGUGUUCUCGAUAUCAUGCAGAGGUUGUCUGGGGUUCAGAAACUAGAUCUGUCUCAACUGGACCAAGCGGGUCCAGGCGAUAUUGUACACGUGGAGACGCCUCUCAACCCGACUGGAGAGGCCAGGAAUCUGGCAUAUUAUCGUGAGAAGGCAACCGAAAAAGGUGCCUAUCUGACCGUCGAUGCUACGUUUGCGCCCCCUCCGCUUCAGAAUCCUCUGGACCUUGGCGCAGACAUCGUCAUGCAUAGUGGCACCAAGUACGUCGGGGGCCAUUCAGAUAUGCUUUGUGGCCUUCUGAUCAUUCAUCCCGACCGAGUUGAGAAAGACGGAUGGUUGAAGAAGCUACACAAGGAUCGCCAAUAUAUAGGCAAUGUUAUGGGUAGCUUGGAGGGCUGGCUCGGUAUCCGAUCUGCUCGGACGAUGCACCUUCGGGUCACCAAACAGGCGCAGACGGCAGAGAGGUUGGCUCGGUGGCUACAUGACCAGCUGAAGGAUCAGAAUAGUAUUGUUGGUCAAGUGAUAGAUCGGAUCAAGCAUGCAUCACUCCAAGAAGAUGACUUGAAAGACGGGUGGCUUCGAAAGCAGAUGCCUGGAGGCUUUGGACCCGUGUUCUCAAUCUGGGCCAAAAACGCAGCUUUCGCCCGACAACUUCCAAGCCGUAUGUUUAUUUUUCAACAUGCGACGAGUCUGGGUGGUGUGGAAAGUUUGAUGGAAUGGCGGGCGAUGAGUGAUGCCUCAUGUGACGACAAGUUGUUGAGAAUCAGUUGCGGUAUUGAGGAGUUUGAGGAUCUGCGGGCCGACAUCCUACAGGGCCUGGAGUCGCUCUUGCCCAUCUGCCACUCUUAG